UGAGUUCUGUCUCUCUGUCUCUCUCGAGCUCUACUGCCAAAGUGUUUAUUUAUGUUCUCACCCCAUUUAUAGUAACUUCAGUUCCUUGCAUUUUAGAGAGAGAAAAGGUUGCAGAGGGAGAGAAAAAUGGCAUCCAGGGGAAGAGGAAGACCAAGAAAGCCUAGGGAGUCCAGGAUGGAUGCAGCAGUGGACAAAAUGGUGACGUUUGGGUUUGAGGAGAAAGAUAUCAAGGAGACUGUGAAGGAGCUGUUAACGGUCUAUGGUGGUGGACCUGAAGCUUGGCCUGUUAUUGAAGAUGGCUGUUAUAGUAUGCUUCUUGAAAUUCUUUUAAGCAAGAAUUUAGAGAAAGAUGAAGGCGGGCCAAGUCAGACCCGAAAUGAAGAGGGAACAAAUGGACUUGAAGAGACAAUGGCCGCUGGACUGGGGAAUACUACACCAUUAGGUGAUACGGAUCCUGCAAAUGAUGACGCGGAACAGUAUAUGGAUACUACACCCGUAGGUAGUACUGAGCCUCGACAUGAUGCUGAACCGCCUUUUUCCGACAUCACUGAUAAUGCAUCGGGAACUGAGAACACAGGUAUGGAAGAGUUUCGUGGAGGGGUUAACCUCGAAAAUACUGAGACCAACCUACCCCCAGCCAUCCUCACUCCACAACCACCUGUCAACACUAUUCCAAAGAAACCACGCAGGCCUUGUUACGGGUGGAUCAGUGAAGACGAAGAGGAAAAUGAUGGCAUUGUGCAUCUCCCUGCCAGAGUACCAGGGAAAACUGUACGAAAAUCUAGAUGGGAUGUUGGACCAAAUGAUAUAUAAACCUCAGCUACAUCCAUUCAGGAAUUUUUUUAUGGUUUUUGUUUUCUAUCAUGUCUUGGAAGUUGUUUCUACAUUUUUAGUGAGAAAACCCAUGAAUGGCUAGUUCUUAUGAUUAAUGUAGAAGUAUAACUUGGAGCAAAGUUCUCAAAUAACCGCAUUUCAUAUGGUAAACUUUCAGCAUCAUUUUGAAGAUUUUC
Daucus carota subsp. sativus is the source of this 1010-nucleotide messenger RNA. RefSeq lists its product as uncharacterized. Lineage: Eukaryota; Viridiplantae; Streptophyta; Magnoliopsida; Apiales; Apiaceae. The record is from RefSeq and is a predicted model, not a curated record. The coding region runs from base 127 to 813 and encodes 228 amino acids. The transcript is spliced from 5 exons.